GGCUGUUCGAGAGCUGUCUCUGCUGGUGGGGCCUCUUCAGAUCUUUCCGCGCGACUACCCGGGUCUUCAACCUUAAAUCCCCGCUUCUUUGCCUUUGCUUUUUCCUUGGCCAGGCUGGUCUCACUCGCCGGCUUCCUUCCUUUUCUCUCUUCUUAGCUCUCGUCUCAUCUCUCAGGAAGAGGGAGGGGGAGAGAGAGAGAGAGAGAGAGAGAGUUUGCUAAUGGAGGCAAUGCCGUGUUGGCAGUUCCUAGUACUGCCUGCCAUUGUCUGUUGGCUCUUCAUCUCCACGUCUCUGUCCCUCACCCCCAAGCUCAGAUCCCUCAUCCAACCUUGGGUAACCCGCCGAGUACAUGGCGACAUUCCCAUCAUCCUUCUAAUCCAGAGGUACCAGAAUGGUUUUCUCGAUACUUUCUUCACUGGGCUGUCCUUUAUUGUGUCUGUUCCCUUCUACACUGCUUUCCUACCUUUGGUCUUCUGGAGUGGACAUAGCAAAUUGGGCAGGCAAAUGACCCUUCUGCUGGCUUUCUGCGACUACGUCGGCAAUUCUUUGAAGGAUUUGGUGUCAGCUCCAAGACCCACUUCUCCGGCCAUCAGGAAAAUUAUUUCCACCAAGGAUGAGAAAGAGAAUGCUUUGGAGUACGGGUUGCCUUCUUCUCAUGCUCUCAACACUGUCUGCCUUUCCGGUUAUAUGGCGUACUAUGCUCUUUCCGACAACAAUGAAGCUGGUGUUUCCUUCAAGCUUUUGGUUGUUCUUCUGGUGCUCGUGUUGGUUGGGUUGAUUGGCGUUGGGAGAAUUUAUCUUGGGAUGCACAGCUUGAUUGAUGUUAGUGGUGGAGUUUUUCUUGGUGUUGCAAUACUCGGGCUUUGGCUUUCCGUCCACGGGGUGCUUGAUGCUUUCAUUGUGUCAGGACAUCAUGUUGCAGCCUUUUGGAGCGGCCUUGCAUUUUUGCUGCUCUUUGCUUAUCCAGAGCCCGAGUAUCCAACACCAAGCUUUGAGUUCCACACAAGUUUUAAUGGAGUUGCUUUGGGCAUUGUAUGUGGGGUCCAGCAGACAUACCAUGAAUUUCAUCAUGAAGGUGUCCCACGCAUCUUUACUCAGCACCUGGGUCUCAUGACAUUUCUGGAAAGAAUACUCGUUGGCCUUCCCACCAUUCUGUUCGUCAAGUUCUGCAGCAAAGCUUUAGCUAAAUGGUUGCUGCCAAUAUUAUGCACGAUACUGGGCAUCCCAGUGAAGUCAUCCUACUAUAUUCCCUUGUUGAAAACCAACUGCAAAACCAAAUCCGAUGGCGAUAACAUGCCGUCAUCAGUGGGCUAUUUUGAAAGAUUCUUCUGGUACUUCCAGCCCCAGCAUGGAUGCUUUGAUGUUGAUACUGGAAUACGGUUUCUUCAGUAUGCAGGCCUUGCAUGGUCAGUUGUGGAUCUUGUGCCUUCACUUUUCUCCCUCCUCAAGUUGUAACUUAGUAAACUUUGCGAUUGGAGGGUAUUCCACUUGCCGGGCCUGGAACUACACGGCAAAUCCUUCAUGUCCUGACAUCGGCCAAAACUGAAGAAACAUCGUCGGUUCGCUUAUCUUUUAUAUUAUAACAACUUGGCUCAUCUCACUAGGCAAGAUCCUGGUUCAAGCGUUGUAGCAGAAAGGUUGAGUAACCAAUGGAAUCAGAACUUGGGUAUGAUUCUGCCCGGUGCA
Nymphaea colorata (pocket water lily) is the source of this 1687-nucleotide messenger RNA. RefSeq names its product lipid phosphate phosphatase delta. The record is from RefSeq and is a predicted model, not a curated record. The transcript has 8 exons. The coding region runs from base 221 to 1456 and encodes 411 amino acids. Gene Ontology annotation, cellular component: endoplasmic reticulum membrane. Gene Ontology annotation, molecular function: sphingosine-1-phosphate phosphatase activity. Lineage: Eukaryota; Viridiplantae; Streptophyta; Magnoliopsida; Nymphaeales; Nymphaeaceae.